Lactuca saligna is the source of this 1143-nucleotide messenger RNA. NCBI's taxonomy places the organism in Eukaryota, Viridiplantae, Streptophyta, Magnoliopsida, Asterales, Asteraceae. The record is from the annotation of a GenBank genome assembly.
AUGUAUGAGUUGAGAGCUCAAGCUAAUGGUGAUGAUGUCAUUUUAGAUGCCCCUCCGGGACGCUCCUGUCAGUUUUCAUGUCAAGGAAACCCCGACUCAAUUUGUCUUGAACCGAAAUCAGUUCCACGAUUGUUUGAAGCUUUUGGAGAAAUCUCACCGAUAAACUCUCACAAGGACCGCAGCUUCGUGUCUCUAGUAUGUAAAGAUUGGUACAACAUUAAGCAGUGGAGCAGACGUCAUGUGUUUAUCGGAAAUUACUACUCGGCGCCGCCAAAGAUUGUAGCCAGGAGGAUUCCUCAGAUUCGGAGCGUAACCUUGAUAGGGAAACCGAGGUUUUCAGAUUUCAAUUUAGUACCGGAGGAUUGGGGAGCUGAUGUUCAUCCAUGGUUGAGUGUUCUCGCCAAAGCGUAUCCAUUCCUAGUGGAGCUGAGACUGAAGAGAAUGGCAAUUUGCUAUUCAUUGCAGAUAUCAGAAAGCUAUUUUUCUAGUAGUGUCUUUCAGUAUCCUUUAAACCAAUUGCAGCUAUUUGGAAAUGUUCCAGCCAUACAUCAUGUUGAUCCAGUAAAUUAUCCUGGUAGAGAGCAUAAUAGCCCUGCCUUUCGGCCCAAUAAACGAUCAAGGGAAGUUGAGACUAAUUUAAUGCAGAAAAAGCUUCCGAUAUCAUUGAACCAAAAAUUUUAUAAUGAAGAAUCUGAUCACCCGUCAAGCAUUCCAAACCCACAUACUGUAUCCAAUGGUUUGAAAUUAUCAUAUGAUGAUGAGGAAAGAAACUCCUUAAUCAUUUCAGCAAGUGGAAGCAUGACUGGAGUAGCACCACUUAUGUCUUCUGAUGGUGAUAGUUUCACAACUGAACUUGAUCGACAGAAUGAAGAACUUGAAAGAUACAUUAUGCUUCAUAAGAAAGAAUAUGAAGUAACCCUUGUUGGUGCUUUUAGGAGGGAAAAAGAUAAAGACCUGACAUUACAGGCAGUAACCGCUGAAAGCCAGGCUGCCAUGAAAUUGGCAAAACAAAGGGAAGAUGAGAUACAUGGAUUGAAAUUGAGAUUAAGGUUUCGUAAGGCUGCAGUAAAGAAGCUUGAGGGUGUGGACAAAGUAAGAGAAGUUGAAGGAAACCCUAAUUUUUCCAACAAGGAUGUCAGGUGA